Molecule: messenger RNA, 876 nt
Organism: Closterium sp. NIES-65
Lineage: Eukaryota; Viridiplantae; Streptophyta; Zygnematophyceae; Desmidiales; Closteriaceae
Source: the annotation of a GenBank genome assembly
AUGGCUGAAGAGACGGAACAAUUGGCAAGGGAGAUGGAAGAGGAGGAUUUGACCAUGCAUGGGGAGGGGACCUGGAAGGGAGUCGAGGAGGAAAUAGCUGAGGGCCUGGGGAGUUUGCUGUUGAUUGAGAGCGGGGAGGCGAAUGUAGCAGAGGGCGUGGCUAUUGUUCCCGGACAGAACGUAGAGGUGUCCAGGAGGCGGCCUAGACAGGAGGACAGGGAGUCGGAGGGUCAUGCGGCUAAGAGACCGUGUGCAGCUGGUAUACAAGAGUUGAUAUCGAUAAUCCCAGGGGAAAAGAAAGGGAUGAAGAUCGACAAGGGUGACAACAGGAAAAACGCCGUAGUGGACGACAAGGGCGCAACAACAGCUGCACGUGGAACUUCUACGGCCAUAGCAUCUUCUGCUGCCAGAUCGUCCACUGCUGCCACCGCCUCGUCGGCUGCCUCGUCAUCUUCUGCGGUCGAUGUGUCCUCUGCCGUCCUCGAUGCACUUGCGACGCUUGCAGCCUCGGUUGCUUGCGUUGCGGUUGAGGCGAUGCGGUCGGUCAAGGAUCAGGAGCAUGACAAGGAAGCGUGGAUUCUGCCCCUGUCGGAUGCACUGCUGAAAGCGCUUCCGGCAGAGUCGCGAGCGGCCGGGGAUACGAAGCGGAUGACGAGGGUGGUGGCAAAGGUGGUGACCUCUUGGUGCCUAUGCAGCAUGGCAUCAAGAGGCCUUCGCCAGCACCAGGGCGUCUGCCUCGGAGUCCUGCAGAAGAAGUUGGGCGGCCGGGAUACCACAAGAGGGGCGGAUAAGGAGAAGAAAACCAAGAAAUUGUCCGCGAAAAAGAACGCGACGAAGGAUGCGUCGACGGAGGAGAACACCGGCACUGGCGGCUAG